UAAUAGAAACUCACACCUUUCCUUAUUCUAUUCUGCGAUUUUCUAUAUCCUAUCCUCAAGUCAUGGAUCAUCGCACUCUUCUUCUCUUCGUCGUUCUUUUCAUCUUCUCCGUCUCGGCAUUCUCCACGCCCGACGAAGGAGAAGAUCCAAUAAUCCGUCAGGUGGUAGACGAAGAAGGAGUGCGGUUGGGAGCAGAGCAUCACUUUAACCUAUUUAAACAUAAGUUUGGGAAGGUUUAUUCUUCCAAGGAUGAACAUGAUUACAGGUUUAAAAUCUUCAAGUCUAAUCUGAACCGUGCUAAGAGGCAUCAAUUGAUGGAUCCUUCGGCGGUUCACGGUGUUACAAGAUUCUCCGAUCUUACCCCGAGAGAGUUUCGUAAGAGCGUUUUGGGAUUGAGAGGGGUGGGGUUGCCGAAAGAUGCUAAUGCAGCCCCGAUUCUUCCGACAGAUAAUCUUCCCAAGGAUUUUGAUUGGAGAGAGAAAGGAGCCGUUACUGCCGUUAAAAAUCAGGGCUCUUGUGGAUCAUGCUGGAGUUUCAGCACAACCGGUGCACUUGAAGGUGCUCACUUUCUGUCGACCGGAAAACUUGUCAGUCUUAGCGAGCAACAACUUGUUGAUUGUGAUCAUGAGUGUGAUCCUGAGCAACCAGGUUCUUGUGAUGCCGGGUGCAAUGGUGGUCUAAUGAAUAGUGCUUUUGAGUACAUUUUAAAAUCCGGUGGGGUGAUGCGCGAAGAAGACUAUCCUUAUUCUGGUACUGAUCGUGGAUCAUGCAAGUUUGACAAGAAAAAAAUUGCAGCAUCAGUAGCAAAUUUCAGUGUUGUUUCACUUGAUGAAGACCAGAUUGCCGCUAAUCUUGUCAAGAACGGUCCUCUUGCUAUUGCCUUGAAUGCCGUAUAUAUGCAAACGUACGUUGGAGGAGUAUCAUGUCCAUACAUAUGCUCAAAGAGACUAGAUCAUGGAGUGUUACUGGUGGGAUAUGGAUCUGGAGCCUAUUCGCCUAUUAGGUUGAAGGAGAAGCCAUAUUGGAUAAUUAAAAACUCAUGGGGUGAGACUUGGGGAGAAAAUGGAUACUAUAAAAUAUGCAGGGGACGAAAUAUCUGCGGAGUGGACUCUAUGGUUUCUACUGUGGCUGCCGUUCAUACUACUACCUAGUAGUUUGCUUUUCCAUGAUGUCUGUAUAUUCUGUUUAUUUUAUAUUGUGGAAAACCAUGAAUUGUUGCCAGUAUUGGACAAGAAUUGCUCUUCAUUGCAAAGUGUUAUAUGAUUCUAUUUUGAAAGCGGGUCUUCUUCUCGCAAUGAAACUGCUUUUGUUUCAGCUUUUUUAUGUUUAUUUCACUUUUUUGAAACACAUAACUAGAACACGAGGGAAUUUGGAA
This is a messenger RNA of Medicago truncatula (barrel medic), 1375 nucleotides long. RefSeq names its product probable cysteine protease RD19B. Gene Ontology annotation, molecular function: cysteine-type peptidase activity. Bases 63 to 1151 code for a protein of 362 amino acids. The transcript is spliced from 4 exons. The record is from RefSeq and is a predicted model, not a curated record. Lineage: Eukaryota; Viridiplantae; Streptophyta; Magnoliopsida; Fabales; Fabaceae. Gene Ontology annotation, biological process: proteolysis.